AUGAACCUGCAACAGUAUCUUCCUCGGCCCUGGCGGCGCACCAAGUGGUUUUGGCCAGCAGUGGUAGCCAUUGCCGUUGCCGUCAUCAUUGUCAUUGUCGUCCCUCUGGCCGUCCUGCUCCCGCGCAGGAACCGCAACCACCACCCUGCCGCCAACAUUAUCCUCCCUCUCUACAUCUAUCCGCAGGCCGACUCCUCCUGGGGUCCCGUGUAUGACGCCGUGAGUCGCCGGCCUGACCUCAACUUCACCGUCAUUGUGAACCCCAACAGCGGGCCGGGGAGCAGCCCUUGGCCCGACGUCCAUUAUGACGCUGCCAUACGCCGCCUCAACUCGUACCCAAAUAUAGAGACCGUCGGGUACGUACGGACGGGCUAUGCCACCCGCAGCCUCGCCGACGUCACGCGCGAGGUGAGCGUCUACUCGGGCUGGUCCAGCAACUCCAGCGCGCUGGCCAUGCACGGCAUCUUCUUCGACGAGGCUCCGCACGAGUACUCGGCGGAGGCGGCCGCGUUCCUUCGCGCCGCCGACAGCUUUGUCAAGAGCGCGCCCGGGCUGCAGGGCCGCAAGACGAUCAUCCACAACCCCGGCGUCAUCCCAGACGCCCGCUUCAACAGCAGCGACGUGGACAUCACCGUCGUCUUCGAGGAGACGUUUGCAAAGUGGCAGGACCGGAGCACGUCUCUGGCCGCACUCCCCAAGACCAGGGGCGCCUACAGCAUAAUGGUCAACACGGUGCCCGCCAUGAACAACGGCACCAUGGGCCAAUUCGUCAACUCGCUAUCCGACCUGGCCAAGUACGUCUUCAUCACUAGCCUCAGUGUGGAUUUCUACAACUCCUUUGCCAACGACUGGCUGGACUUUGUCGGCCAGGUACCGGCGUAG
Molecule: messenger RNA, 882 nt
Organism: Metarhizium acridum CQMa 102
Lineage: Eukaryota; Fungi; Ascomycota; Sordariomycetes; Hypocreales; Clavicipitaceae
Source: RefSeq, a predicted model, not a curated record